GGGCUGGGCGGGGCGCGCGGCGGCGGGGCUGAGGGGGCACGCGGCGCGCCGCCGGCGCCAUGUCGUUCCGCCGAGCCUUGGCGCUGGCAGCCUGCGGGCUGGCCGGGGGCUCCGUCCUCUUCUCCGCCGUUGCCGUGAGCAAGCAGCCGGCCCGCGGCGGCGAAGCCGAGCCGCGGACGGGGGGCUCCGCCGUCGCCGUUCCCCCCGCCUCCGCCGCGCCGCCGGGUUUGCUGCUGCUGCCGCCCGCCGCCGCCGCCGCCUCCUCCUGCCCGCCGGCUCCCGGCUGGAUCGAGAGACCCGCCGGCACCGGCGGCUACUGGGACAGCAACUGGGACAGACGUGAACCACUGGCUCUUAUCAACCUCAAAAAAAAAAACGAAGAAACUGGGGAAGAAGAACUUGCCUCGCGCUUAGAUCACUGCAAAGCAAAAGCCACCAGGCACAUAUUCCUUAUCCGUCAUUCUCAAUAUAAUUUGGAUGGCCGGGCUGAUAAAGACAGAACUCUGACCCCACUUGGUCGAGAGCAGGCUGAACUGACAGGACACAGGCUGGCGAGCUUGGGAUUAAAAUUUGAUCAGAUUAUCCACUCCUCCAUGACUAGAGCAACUGAAACAACUGAAAUUAUAAGCAAACAUCUCCCAGGAGUCAAAAAAAUUAGCACUGACCUGCUGAGAGAGGGAGCACCUAUAGAACCAGACCCUCCGGUCUCUCACUGGAAACCAGAAGCUGUGCAGUAUUACGAAGAUGGAGCUCGAAUUGAAGCUGCUUUUCGAAACUUCAUUCAUAGAGCUGAUGCAAAGCAGGAAGAAGACAGCUACGAGAUCUUUGUCUGCCAUGCCAACGUGAUCCGCUAUAUCGUGUGCAGAGCAUUGCAGUUCCCCCCAGAAGGCUGGCUGCGAAUGUCUCUCAACAAUGGCAGCAUAACUCACUUGGUGAUACGUCCGAAUGGAAGGGUGGCACUUCGAACACUGGGUGACACAGGUUUCAUGCCUCCGGAAAAAAUCACACGCACCUGAAUGAGAAAAACUGACGUCUGUCCAGGAGCUGCCUCUAGUCUCUUUGCACUAGUACAUUCAGCAACAGUACCACUACAUUUUUAUCGGUUAUGUUGGGGUGUGAUGCUGUCUUAAAAAUGUCCUUUAGCCCUUUGCCUCCUUCAUACAUAUUCAUAUCUGCCUUUCAGUCCAGAAAAGAAGAAAUCUUUGUGAGCCUGACACUGUCCAGUUCUCAAGUAUUCCCCAAAACCCAAGGCUGAGCUGUGGAAUACAAAGAGACUGAAUGUCUGUGUGCUCAGCAGUUGCAAGAGCACUGAAGUUCCCCCCCCCCCGAAUUUCUAUAACCAAAGCUUGCUCCUGUGGGUAUUUUUCGUGUGCAGGAAAGCAAUUGGUGUGGGAACUGGAAGGAACAGUCCUUGUAUCACACUGCAACUAAAAUCUGAAGAUGAGCCAGCUUGUUCCAACUCUUGUAGAAGACGCGACAAACAGGGUAUUCUGCUGUUAAAAGGACAAAGGGAUAAGGCUUCAGUUUCUGUAAGCUGUUGAGGAUGUAUAUGUUGUGUCAUUGUUCCCCUCUCCCCCCAAAAAAGCUCAUGUAAACUGUGCCUGGAGGUUGUAAGCAUAAAGCAAAAAGAGGGUUAAAAAAACCCAUUUGCCUCAGAGCUGUGGUGCUAGAAUUAACUACUACUUUUAUUAAGUGUUCCUCCAUCCUCAGGAAGUACCUUAAGCUAUUCUGAACGAUGCUUUUUUGUCUUGUAAAGCCUUUAACUAAAAGUUGGUCUGUAGAAGGAUGUAGGGAUGAGUUUGUAGCAGUAAGAUGGAAGGAAAGCAGCAAUCUUCCACAAGUACUUCCAGUUACCAACUGCGACAUUUUUGAGUGCUUUCUCCCAUUGAUAUGUACUGGCGAUACCUUGCUUUCAGAGCAGAGAAUACUGAGUUCCAGGUAGCGAUACUUCAGGUCAGAGGUUCUGCAGUGUUGGAGCAAACUGCUGCUUAAAACUACUGUUGCCUGAAUGGUGGAAAAGUGUCUGUGGGAUGGCUUUUCUCAGCCCCAGGCAUAGUACAGCCCUCAGGCACAGUGUGUGGAGUGUGUGGUUGAUGCAGGGCUGCUACGUCAGGAUGAUUUCAAGGAAAAUGGGGCUAGUAGGGAACAAAACAUGACUGUUGUGUAGUGCAAGUUGUGGGGGCAAGAGGAAACCAUGGUGAUGUCUCUCAUUCAUGCAAUGAGAAUAAUUUAUCAGUUUUUGUCUAUUAACUUUUUAAAAGUUUUGAAUAAAAUGACUGGUCGGUCUUUC
Molecule: messenger RNA, 2290 nt
Organism: Chroicocephalus ridibundus (black-headed gull)
Lineage: Eukaryota; Metazoa; Chordata; Aves; Charadriiformes; Laridae
Gene: PGAM5
Product: PGAM family member 5, mitochondrial serine/threonine protein phosphatase
Exons: 6
Coding region: 60-1016 (318 amino acids)
Biological process (GO): peptidyl-threonine dephosphorylation; positive regulation of mitochondrial fission
Cellular component (GO): mitochondrion
Molecular function (GO): protein serine/threonine phosphatase activity
Source: RefSeq, a predicted model, not a curated record